UACCUUCUCCAUCUUUUCGUUUGGUAACUGUCGUUGUUAUGGAUGUUUUGAUUUUCAACAAUAUUCGGAACGAGACGAAAUAUGAGUCGAGAAAAAACUGGAAUGGGUUACACUAGUUCCAAAAGUAAACGUGGUCAGAAUGAAAUGUUAUUACGUUUUAGAUAUAAACGGAAUUAAAAAAAUCGAGGAUAGUUUAAUAAAAUAUAGCAAUGUUUGUUUUCUUUUAAGGUAGCGAAGUUGCAUUUGAAAAACGUUGGUCACAUGACGUCAUCACAUUGUGUUAGAAGGCUCUGACGCCGGGACGUUGUCACAAUACAGUAUACACAACCAUGACAUAGUAUUUAGGAUAAAUAAAUAUGUUAAAUAUGACAUACGUUUCGUAAUGGAUAUUUAAGUUGUAAAGCAGCCAACAAUACAGAUGUAAUUAUCUAAUUGUAAACUACUUAUCUAUUCUCACAUCUUAUUGUUUUCUCAGUGGUGAUUUUGACAUGUCUGAAGCUCAGCUGAUAGAGGUGAUAGAGGGGGACACCACUCAGCUCUUAUCCCCUGGUCUGCAGCAAGAUGACGAUUGGGAGGCUGUGCUUACCCAUGAGGUGCCACAGCAGAGGCUGCUCUCUCCAGAGGCCCAGACCAUCUCAAACAUACUGGAGAACUGCAUUGCUCAAAUCGAGAUUGCAGCAUCUCUGUCUGCCAUCCAACAAUUAGUCUGCACGUCUAAUGAUGUACAAGAGGAGUUCACCAAGAUCCUUGAUGUGCAUCAGACGUUAAGGGAAAGGCUGGAAAAAUCGAAUGACCUCAAGAAGAUAAAAGAUAGACCGGCAGGAGAAGAAAGUGCUCGACGGAAAAGGAAGGCUCAGCUAGAGAGAGACUUCAAGUACUCCGUUAGGAAUUUGCUCAGGUUUUUCCGGACCCACCCUGAUGCAAUUUCGGGCUUAAGACCAGAGGUUGGCAUUGAACUUGGGGAGACAGAGUGCACACUCAUUAUAGGGCUGAAGAAAUUUCAUGUACAUAUGAUAGAGAGGUUGCAGACCACCCCUGAAGAGGAAAUACUGUUAGCCCUUGAGACAGUGUCACCUGACACGGAACUCAUUGUCAAACUAGAAGAAACAGCUGCAGCUAUCAUACAAAAAGAUGUUGAGAUUUCCGAGAAGAAAGAUGACAUCGAAACUUUGGAGCGUCGUCUUAAGGAGAACCAGAUAGAAGUAGUUGACUGGAAGCUUUUCGCUAACGAACAGUGCCAGUCCCUCAUCAAGACUUCUCAAGAGAAGCAAGCCAAUAUCCAGCAGGAAAUAGACCGACUCAACAUUCGAAUCCACACUUCGACACUUAAAUUCAGAGAAGGGGAGAAAACACUCCAAGAGAUAAAUGAAAAUGUGGAGAUGGAAAUUGAAUACUUGCUCCAAAAGUUUAAUGAUGAAAUACAAGAGCACCAGGCUGAUCUGGAGUUAUGUCAGAUGGAUGUUGAGAGGGAGGAAGGGGAACGUAAUAGACUGGAGAAGCCUUAUGCUGACCUGGAGAAGGAGUACAACUACAUCAUGGAGAAGCGUCGACUGGAACAGAGAAGAGUUGCAGAGUUGAAGCUUAAGGUAGCUCUUUACUGUCAGUCAUGGUGGAGAGGCUAUUGUACUCGCAAGAUCUUGGCCAGCAACCCCAUUGCACCUAGUAAAGGCAAAAAGAAUGGCAAGGGCAAGGGGAAGGGCAAAGGCAAAGGCAAAGGCAAAGGCAAAAAGAAGAAAUAGUCUAGAUUUAAACAUCACAACAGUACGCAAUCUGUAUCUAAGCAUUUGGAAUAUUUGUAGGCCUCUUACUAGUGUUUAGAGACUCCUGUCAAAGGAGAACGGUUGGUGUGUGUGUGUGUGGGGGGGGGGGGGGGGUACACAUUUUGAAUCACUCUUCAAACCAUUGGGUCAAACGUAACCCAGAUUGGGUGAAGGAGAUAAUUUAGCGCUGGGUCAAGAUUUUGAUCCAACACGUUGUAAAACUACCCAUACUGGUCAGUUAUACCAACCAGUAAAUGCGUUAUCAAGUUAUCAGGAGCUGAGGUUAAAAAUGAACACUAUCAAAAGAAGAAGCAGGAACUUUCUCUUGGAAGGGGUCAGUCACCAGAACAAGUCAUGCCGUGAUAUGUUUGGCGGUCUUAACACCAGAUAUUAUUCCUGACACAACCCAACCAUUUUCCAUUCAUUCAUUCAUUUUCCGAACCGCUUUAUCCUCACUGGGGUUGGGGGGGGGGGGGGGUGCUAGAGCCUAUCCUGGCUGUCUUCGGGCAGCAGGCGGGGAACACCCUGAAUCGGUUGCCAGCCAAUCGCAGACCAUUUUCCAUUUAAACCCCGAUUCCCUGUUAAACCCAGAUUCCGUGUCCCAAAUCAAUGAUGUUGCCUGCUGAGCCAUCCAGCAACCACAAACGCUGUCUAAGAAUAGUAACUUCGACUUCAGCACACAAAUGGCAACCAACUUCAAUAUUUUAAUUCAAAUGUGCUGGAUCAAAAUAAUGAACCCCACCUUGGGUAAAAGUAACCUAAUCUGCUCAAAAUUCACAGCCACCCACAAAGUGGGUAAGGAAAACAACCCUGCAUUUUUUUAAAAUUCUGUUUUUAUUCCUGGGAACAUAAUUCACAAUAGGACUUACACAGGCAACAUGGACAAAAGUACAAGGGGGGAUGGUUUUGAGGUUGCACAUCAAACUUACCCAAGCUUGCCUUUUUGACCUUGUUUACUGAGGGUUCGUCACACUGAAAGAAGUGUGGAUCCACCAAAUGCUGUUGUCUUGUUUGAUCACAUGAUGGCAGUAUGGGACUGCUCAAUACCAUUGUAUGUUGGAUGUCACCAUCCGCCAUGGGGGAGUCACGAGCCGCUCCAGGCACAG
Molecule: messenger RNA, 2866 nt
Organism: Hippocampus zosterae (dwarf seahorse)
Lineage: Eukaryota; Metazoa; Chordata; Actinopteri; Syngnathiformes; Syngnathidae
Gene: drc10
Product: IQ motif containing D
Exons: 4
Coding region: 489-1739 (416 amino acids)
Source: RefSeq, a predicted model, not a curated record